GAUUUGCAUACAUUGUUAUAAAAAGGAGAUGGCGUGUUUAGUACGCAUAUCAUUAUAUUGGUGAAAAAGAGUCAACAGAACUAUCAGCUCUGAUUAAAAGGACAAAAAAACGUUUGCUAAGUGUCAUCUAUAAUUAUAGCCGACAGAGCUUGAUUGUGAACAUGAAGUGGAGCGUGCAUGUGUUUGUUGUGAUUAUAGUUGCUGUACAAGUACUAGUGGCAUCAGGUGAGCUGCCAGGACCACCAGGGCUAAUGGGACCUAAAGGGCAACGAGGGAUUCCAGGCAGAGAUGGUCGUGACGGUCAACCUGGAUCUGCGGGAAGUGAUGGUCAACCAGGGAGCUCAGGAAGAGAUGGGAGAGAUGGAAUAACAGGACCGCCUGGAUUCAGAGGAGAGCCAGGCCCAGCCAAUGGGCCGCAAGGACCUAGAGGAUUGCCUGGAGUGAAGGGGGAGGCUGGCCCUCGAGGAAAUACUGGUGCACCAGGACCAAAGAGCGCGGGUGUUGCGUACACAAGGUGGGGGAACAGCACUUGCCCAAACGUGCCUGGAACAGAGCGGAUAUACAACGGGAGAGUUGGGGGGAGUCACUACAUUCAUGGGGGGGCAGCAAAUCGUCUAUGCUUACCUCUUGAUCCAGAAUAUACUCUACCUUUUCAAAGUGGUAUCCAAGGGAACAUGUACAUCUAUGGUACAGAAUAUGAAUAUCCAGUCCGAGGUACACAUGCCCACAAUGUUCCUUGUUCAGUCUGCCAUGUGACGAGUCGAUCAAUUGCUCUCAUGAUUCCUGCAAAGACUUCAUGCCCUCAAUACUGGACCAAAGAAUACGAGGGAUAUCUCAUGUCUGAGCGUCACAGCCAUAAACCCUCAAUGUUUGAAUGUGUUGAUAAAGGACAAGAGUCGGUACCUGGAAGUCAUGUAAAUACCGAUGGUGCUCUGUUCUACCACGUCGAAGCUAACUGUAUUAGUGGACUACCCUGCCCUCCUUACAAUGACUAUAAAGAAGUCAACUGUGUUCUCUGCACGAAGUAAACAACAAUAACAAGCUAGUGCACGUCCCAUGCAUAAACAUUUCAUAUAUAGUUUUAGCACUUGACAU
This is a messenger RNA of Halichondria panicea, 1095 nucleotides long. RefSeq names its product short-chain collagen C4-like. The record is from RefSeq and is a predicted model, not a curated record. The coding region runs from base 162 to 1028 and encodes 288 amino acids. The transcript has 3 exons. NCBI's taxonomy places the organism in Eukaryota, Metazoa, Porifera, Demospongiae, Suberitida, Halichondriidae.